Pongo pygmaeus (Bornean orangutan) is the source of this 1218-nucleotide messenger RNA. RefSeq lists its product as uncharacterized. Bases 1 to 705 code for a protein of 234 amino acids. The transcript has 3 exons. NCBI's taxonomy places the organism in Eukaryota, Metazoa, Chordata, Mammalia, Primates, Hominidae. The record is from RefSeq and is a predicted model, not a curated record.
AUGUGGAGUGGCUGUGACAGCAGCAGCAUCCCUGAAGCAAAAAAAGCAGUCUCUAGAGCGCACAAAGUCAGGCUGCUAUCACUCGGCUGGGGAGUUCGAACCCGGCUGGAUAAAAACUACUUGGUGCGGAACUCGUAUCUUUUUCGCCCACCGUGGGGGGCCCGCACCGGUCGGGUCGGGCCAGGAGCCCGGGCGCAAGUUUGGGGGCGCAGCGGGGGCGGCGAGCGCGCGUCCCCCCGCCCGCUCAGGCAGCGUAGAGGUGCGAGCAGCUCAGCCAGCCUUGCAGAGGGAGCUCUCGGCAGCUCUGGGGUCCCUCUGCUCUCAGCCGCUGCAGCGCCGCCUGCGCCACUCGGCGGAGACGAAGACCAGCGGCGGCGACGCGCGGACUGGGAGCGACCGCCGAGCAGCCAAGCAGCUGGGGAGGCACGCAGGGCGGCAGGCUGCUGUCUCCGGCCCCCUGAACCCGUACAGGGUUGGGGAAGUGGGGGUGGCUGGAGGAAGCGCGCGCGGGGCAAGCCAGUGGGGCUGAGGAGGCUCCCGUGCCCGGCCCCGCCCAGUCUCCGCCCCAGCCAGGCCCGACCCGCCCUCCGAACGUCUUACAGCUGCCCGCCACCGAGUAAGGCCGGGUCGGUUCCCGCGCGCUCCCAGCUCCGUGCCCGCGAGCUACGACUGGAAGGGCUGUCCUUGCUCAGCGGCUUUUGGUGAUGUCUCCGCCCUAGAAGAGGGCCACCUAAAAGCGGGUGCGAGAGAAGAGUGGGAGGGCCUCCUCUUGGUGUCCCCAGGCCACCUCAGCCCGGAGAGGCGGCGGAAGACCAGACUUGAUGCUUUAACACGUUCAUAGCAGUCGCUUUUUACUGAAAGGAGUUUCUGUAUUUAACGCUGUGUAAUUCUGUGGAAACGUGCAUUUCUUGUCUUUGCGGGAGAGCUGUUCUCUGUGGGCGGAGACCUUCAGUCCCACCCCUCCCCAGGAGGCGCCUGCGGACCCUUUCCAACCUGCAGUCACGUUGACCAAGAACUGAUUGCAAGGAGCUGGUGGCUCUGGGAUGAGAGCUUUUUGGUACUUACAGGGAAUAUGACUCUUCCCUUAGAUAUCAAAUGGACCCAGCAUCUAGGGAGCAGCUUCUGGUCCAUCUAGCUGACCGUUCUGUUGUGCGAAUGCUGGCCCAAUAACAUACUCUUUUUUUUUCCCCUAAAGGAAUAAAAAAUCUGUACUUUUAA